Molecule: messenger RNA, 849 nt
Organism: Sorghum bicolor (sorghum)
Lineage: Eukaryota; Viridiplantae; Streptophyta; Magnoliopsida; Poales; Poaceae
Product: NADH dehydrogenase [ubiquinone] iron-sulfur protein 5-B
Exons: 2
Coding region: 269-529 (86 amino acids)
Biological process (GO): mitochondrial respiratory chain complex I assembly
Source: RefSeq, a predicted model, not a curated record
UAGAUGGUGGGCCGAAAUGGACAGUACAUUUGGAGCCCAACGAAAAAUACAUGGCCCGCGAACAGCCUGACUUGGUGGGCCAGCAUUGUCACUGUCAUAGGAGCCAGCAUCCAUCGAGGGUGAGGGACGGAGGCGAGCCGACCCGACCGCGACCGGCGUGGAGAGAGAGAGAGAGAGAGAGAGAGAGAGAGGACCAGCAGCAGCCGAAGGGAGGGAGGACCCCUACCGGGAGGGAGGAGCAGAUCAGCCAGGGAAGAGGAGGGCGACGAUGGCGUCCGGCUGGGGCAUCAACGGGAACAAGGGCCGCUGCUACGACUUCUGGCUGGAUUUCAGCGAGUGCAUGAGCCGCUGCCGCCAGCCCUCCGACUGCGGCCUCCUCCGCGAGGACUACCUCGAGUGCCUCCACCACUCCAAGGAGUUCCAGCGCAGGAACAGGAUCUACAAGGAGGAGCAACGUCAGAUCAGAGCUGCUGCUCGGAAGGCCAAGGAAGAAGCUGAGGGAGCCCCAGCUGUUGCAGCUCACCAUUAGUCUCCCUUUUAUUUUUUCUGUGUUGUGUUGUUUUCUGUCAACUCAUCUUUGGUUCGGCUGUGAUGCUAAGGGCAAGGCAAUAAUCUCCAAUCUCUCUGUUGGACUACACAGAUUUUUUUUCCCCAUCUCACUCCAUGACUUGUUCAGUACCAUGACUUACAAAUAGUCAUGGUUAUGAAGUUCCAGCCUGUUUGUGAUACUGCACGAUGUGAUGUGCCUGAUUUUUCCUGUGGCAUUGUAAGAGGAGCGUUUUUGCGCUAAUGAUGGUUUCUGGUUGUUGUUUUGCGCAGCCAACCGAUGACUUUUCUAGUCACCUCUUC